AUGAGUAAGGGCAAGAAGAAGCAACGACAAAGAAAGAAUCGAUCGGAUAUUCAAAGUCCAAAAAACGAUAGCCAUUUCAAUGAAGAAAUUGUGGCAGACAAAAAUAAGGAUGGAACAAGUAUGGAACCCAUCAGCAAUCCAUCCGAUUCCGAUAAACCUAAUGAAGUAAAGGAAGUUUCUAGACCUCAAAAAGAAAUUAGUUUGACUAGAUUCAAAUCAUCCAGCAAUAGCACGGAAGUUGUUUUGAAAACAAAAAAUGAUCAACUAAGAAAGGAGGUGGAUGUUAAACAAAAAGCAAUUGAAACUUUAAAGGAUGAAAAGAAGCAUGGGGCAAUUAAAAUUGAUGAAAUUUUGAAAAAUGAAAAGAAGGAGUAUGAUGAAUUACACAAAGUAAUCGACACUCUCCGUAGCGAAAACACUAGUUUGAGGGAGGAAGCUGAAAUAUUGAGAAAGGAUAAAGAAGCAGAUAGUCAGGCAGAGAGAAAGAUUCAAGAGCUUGAAAAGCAAUUGGAAGAAAAAUCCAAUGAGCAUGAUAAAGUCCAAGAAAAUUAUCAUAAUCUUUUAAGCAGACUUUCUUCAAUGAAGAGUGUUUUUACCAAAAUGAAAGCGUCUGAGUCUGAACUGGAAAAGAUAAAGGGACAAAUGAAAGAGACGAAUGAAAAUAACAUUCAACUUCAGAAGGAAAAUGGCAAAUUGACAUUGGAUAUAAGACAAUUGCAAGCAGAUAUGAACAAACUUAACUUAGAGUACGAAAAACUGUCAAGAAUGAAGAUGAGUCUGGAAAAAACUACAGAAAUCAAAAGUAACGAGUAUUCGCUUGAAGUAAAGCGGCUUCAAACAGGAAAUAAAAAGUUGGCGGCUGAUUUGCAAGAAGCUAGGUCAGAAAUUGAAGAGUAUAUUAUCAUGAUUGACGAAGAAAAGACAUCAAAGCAAAGUCUGCAGCAUGAGGUUGAUGAAUUGAAUAAGAAAUGUGUUGUGAACUUAAAGGAGAACGAAAAGAUUAAUGAAGAAUUCAAUGGUUUGAAAAGUGAGCGUAGCAAGCUCAUCCAAGAAUUAAAAGCCUUGAAAGUGAAAUAUAAUUUGGAUUCUAAUGAAUAUAAAGAACAGCUUAACGUUAAAAAUCAAAAAUUGAUAAUGCAGCAAGAUAAGCUUGAUGCUCUAGAAAAGUUACGCAAGUUAUAUCAAGAAAGUCUUGACCAAAAUACUGCAUUACAGAAAGAAAUAAAAUCCAAGCAGAAGACCAUCGGAAAAUUAAGGCGAGAGACUAUCGCAUUGAAUGAACAUCUUACCAAAGCUAUGAAGCUUAUAAAGCAAGAGUCAUCUCAAGAAACUGUGGACAGGGAAUUGGUCUCUAACCUUUUUAUUAGUUUCCUUCAGAUUCCAAGAGGUGAUUCUAAAAAAUAUGAAGUGCUUCAGCUGAUAUCAAAUUAUCUUAACUGGAGUGACGAUAUGAGAAGGCAUGCUGGUCUCUUGAGUUCACAUUCGAAAGUUAAUUCAAACAGUGUUGUUAGCACCCCGGCGGAUAAACUCAAUCCAAGUAGAUCCUUUGUGUCCAUGUGGACAGAAUUUUUAGAGAAGGAAUCCACCCCCCGCCAAUGA
Messenger RNA from Brettanomyces bruxellensis, 1599 nucleotides. RefSeq lists its product as uncharacterized. The transcript has a single exon. Gene Ontology annotation, cellular component: Golgi apparatus. Gene Ontology annotation, molecular function: small GTPase binding. The record is from RefSeq and is a predicted model, not a curated record. Gene Ontology annotation, biological process: endoplasmic reticulum to Golgi vesicle-mediated transport; Golgi organization. NCBI's taxonomy places the organism in Eukaryota, Fungi, Ascomycota, Pichiomycetes, Pichiales, Pichiaceae. Bases 1 to 1599 code for a protein of 532 amino acids.